Messenger RNA from Orbilia oligospora ATCC 24927, 609 nucleotides. RefSeq lists its product as uncharacterized. The record is from RefSeq and is a predicted model, not a curated record. The coding region runs from base 1 to 609 and encodes 202 amino acids. Lineage: Eukaryota; Fungi; Ascomycota; Orbiliomycetes; Orbiliales; Orbiliaceae. The transcript is spliced from 3 exons.
AUGCUCUUCUUCAAGAAAGCCGUUGUCUCUGCCCUGGCUCUUCUCGCAGCCCCAUCCAUUGCAGCUCUCACACCGGCCCAGAUGGUUGGAAAUAUUGAAAUGCUGACAACCAAGUCUAAGGCACUUCAGAACCCAGCCAAUUCUAUCACCCUCGUAAACGGCCCGCUUAUCGUAAUUGGCUUGGGUCCUUUCCCACAAAUCAUUGCUGGAUUUACCGAAAUUGUGACUAUUACAUCUACUGCCAUCACUCAGAUGCAAGGUAGUGCCGUCAUUACCAACCCCACUGAUGCGAAGGCCAUCGCCGAUGCCUUCCGAAAGUUUGUCGAAGUCCACCAAGUCCUUCUUAAUAUCCUGAUCGGAAAGGCUGGACUUUUCAAUACUGUUCCAAUCAUUGGAACACCCGUUGCUGCUGUUCUCCGAUCCCUGGAAGCUGUCGUAGAUACCGUUGCUCUUAGAAUAAUUGAUACAGUUGAAGUUGCAAUUCACAAAAGCACAAUUCAGUCCAAUGCAAACUCCCUUUCUGGAACCAUUACGGUUUCCAUCAACGCAUACCAAGGCCUCUCCCUCAAGAAGCGCCACACCCGCGACUUCACCAUGAUCGAUGCUUAA